Bombus impatiens (common eastern bumble bee) is the source of this 782-nucleotide messenger RNA. Its product is annotated as glutathione S-transferase-like. Gene Ontology annotation, molecular function: glutathione transferase activity. The transcript has 4 exons. The coding region runs from base 162 to 782 and encodes 206 amino acids. Gene Ontology annotation, biological process: glutathione metabolic process. The record is from RefSeq and is a predicted model, not a curated record. NCBI's taxonomy places the organism in Eukaryota, Metazoa, Arthropoda, Insecta, Hymenoptera, Apidae.
AAAACACAUAUUCCAGCUUUCUAAAUGAUUUAUUUUGCGUAUUAUAUGAAUUAUUCCAUCUAUAAAUAAAUUGUUCUCUAUACACACAAACACGUACACAGUUUGUUGAUUACACGAGUUAAUUGUAACAUUUUCCCCAAUAAGGUGCCAGGUCAGGAAAGAUGAGCAGCGAACCAACUUACAAACUCAUCUACUUUGAUGCCCGUGGUCGUGCCGAGCAUAUUCGCUACAUAUUUGCGUAUGCCGGCAUGAAAUAUAUCGACGAAAGGAUACCUGACGAACUCUGGCCCGAAUUGAAGGAUUCAAUGCCUUAUGGACAGCUGCCUGUGCUGGAGAUAGACGGGAAACAGGUAGCGCAAAGUCACGCUGUGGGGCGAUACUUGGCGAAGAAGUUCAAUCUAACAGGAAAGACCGACUACGAUGCGAUGCAGUGCGACAUGCACAUCGAUUCUCUUGAAGAUUUGAAGCAAUAUAUAAACAUCUAUCGCGUUGAGGAGGACCCCGAAAGGAAGCAAGCGAAGAAGAUGGAACUUUUGGAGCACACAAUACCAUAUUACAUGAAUAAAUUUGAUGAGCUUGUUACCAAAAAUGGUGGAAAUAUCGUUCCUGAUGUUACGACAUGGGCGGACUUCGUGUUUGUAACGGCCCUUGAAAGUUACGAGCUUAUAUUUGGGCCAUAUGCUCUGAAUAAGUAUCCAGGUCUUCGUGCGUUACAGAAAAAGAUUAAUAGUAUACCAGCUAUCGCAGAUUGGCUGGCUAGACGACCAUUCACAGAAUUCUGA